GCGCACGUGACCAGGUUGCCGCCGCCGCCGCCGCCGCCGCCGCCGCCGUCUCCUGCCCGCGCCAUGACCCAGCCCGCGCCCCGGCUCUCCAUACCCGUCGCGCUGGCCCUGGGCUCGGCCGCGCUGGGCGCCGCCUUUGCCACCGGUCUCUUCCUGGGAAGACGGUGCCCUCCCUGGCGGUCCCGGCCAGAGAAGCGCCUGCUGCCCCCCGAGGACGAUCCGCUGUGGCAGUACCUGCUGAGCCGGUCCAUGCGGGAGCACCCGGCGCUGCGGAGCCUGCGGCUGCUGACCCUGGAGCAGCCGCAGGGGGAUUCCAUGAUGACCUGCGAGCAGGCACAGUUUCUAGCCAACCUGGCGCGGCUCAUCAAGGCCAAGAAGGCGUUGGACCUGGGCACUUUCACGGGCUAUUCGGCCCUGGCGCUGGCCCUGGCGCUACCCCCGGCCGGGCGCGUGGUGACCUGCGAGGUGGACGCGGGGCCCCCGGAGCUGGGGCGGCCCCUGUGGAGGCAGGCCGAGGAGGAACAGAAGAUAGACCUCAGGUUGAAGCCCGCUCUGGAGACCCUCGACGAACUCCUGGCUGCGGGUGAGGCCGGCACCUUCGACAUGGCCGUGGUGGACGCCGACAAGGAGAACUGCGCUGCCUACUACGAGCGGUGCUUGCAACUGCUGCGACCUGGAGGAGUUCUCGCCAUUCUCAGUGUUCUGUGGCACGGAAAGGUGUUGUGGCCUCAGCAAGGGGACGUGGCUGCCCAGUGCGUGCGACACCUGAACGAGCGCAUCCUGCGGGACGCCAGGGUCCACAUCAGCCUCCUGCCCCUGGGCGACGGCCUCACCUUGGCCUUCAAGAUCUAGGGUUCGCUCUCACUGAGUAACUCGAAGGGGACCUGGGGACCUGAGGACCUGAGCCAUGGACCCUGAGUUUUAAACCCGACAAUAAAGUGUUCUUUCCACUAA
Molecule: messenger RNA, 954 nt
Organism: Choloepus didactylus (southern two-toed sloth)
Lineage: Eukaryota; Metazoa; Chordata; Mammalia; Pilosa; Megalonychidae
Gene: COMTD1
Product: catechol-O-methyltransferase domain containing 1
Exons: 7
Coding region: 64-852 (262 amino acids)
Molecular function (GO): O-methyltransferase activity; S-adenosylmethionine-dependent methyltransferase activity
Source: RefSeq, a predicted model, not a curated record